Messenger RNA from Juglans regia (Persian walnut), 2865 nucleotides. Its product is annotated as protein FAR1-RELATED SEQUENCE 5-like. Bases 1 to 2865 code for a protein of 954 amino acids. NCBI's taxonomy places the organism in Eukaryota, Viridiplantae, Streptophyta, Magnoliopsida, Fagales, Juglandaceae. Gene Ontology annotation, molecular function: zinc ion binding. The transcript is spliced from 9 exons. Gene Ontology annotation, biological process: regulation of DNA-templated transcription. The record is from RefSeq and is a predicted model, not a curated record.
AUGGACAAAGAGGAAGAUAGAAGGCCACCAAGGCCUUCUACACCAGUUCCACCGACUCAGGUCCCUCUUUGUCCAAGAAAUGCUUACUACCCGCCAUUUAUGAUUCAUCCAAGUGCAUAUCCGAAUUCAUAUACGUACGAAUGGGGUAGCCAGCCCCCACAUUUUCCAACAACGUUCAUCUAUCCUCCGUCAACUAAUGCGGACGAGUCGAGUCGUGUUCAACAAACGAACCAGCACCCACAUUUUCCAACAACGUUCAUCUACCCGCCGUUCACUUAUGCGGAGGAGUCAGGUCGUGUUCAACAAACGAAUCCGCCCCCACCAAUGCCACUUUUUCCAUCAACGUUCAUCUACUCGCCGUCGACUAAUGCGGACGAGUCAGGUCCUCCCCCACCAAUGCCACCUUUUCCAUCAACGUUCAUCUACCCUGCUCCAAAAAAUGCGGAAGAGUCGGGUCGUGUUCAACAAACGAAGCAGCCCCCACCAAUGCCACAUUUUCCAUCAACGUUCAUUUCCCAUCCAUCGACUAAUGCGGAGGAGUCGGGUCGUGUUCAACAAACGAAUCAGCCCCCACCAAUGCCAGCUUUUCCUACAACGUUCAUGUCGACUAAUGCAGAUGGUUUGGGUCGUGUUCAACAAAUGCCAUGCACUCUGUCGACUACCGGAGAGAACUCGACAAGCUUUGAAAAGACCGCAAGUAAUCCGUUGACUGCGGAGACAUCGGCAUUUAUAUCUGGAAGUAAAAAUAUUGUUGGAGGUACUUCAUUAGACGUAGAGACAGAAGUUGAGGAGAUAAAUGAAGAAAAUUCUGAUCAUGACAAAGUUGAGGAGGAGCCCAAACCUGGUAUGAAGUUUGCCACUGAUCAUGAGCUUAUGGCCUACUACAUGCGAUAUGCCAAGCAACAAGGUUUUGGUGUUAUAACACAAAGGACGAAGAGAGAGGCUAAUGGGAGGGUGAAGUAUUUAACAAUUAGGUGUGCGCGUGGAGGAAAGUACCAUCCUAGUCAUAGUAAUAUCUCGAGGCCACGUCCAACUAUUAAAACGGAUUGUAAGGCAAGGAUAAAUGCUCACUUGGUGGAUGGUACUUGGGUGGUGACCACUGUUGAGAUUGCCCAUAAUCAUAGUACCGUCAGCCCACAAAAGUCUAGAUUCUUUAGAUCGCACAAGAAUCUAGAUGAAUACAGUCAGAGGAUGCUUGAUUUGAACGACAGAGCAGGUAUUCGAAUGAACAAGAAUUUUGGGGCACUUGUUGUUGAGGCGGGGGGAUUUGAGAAUCUGCAGUUUCAAGAAAAAGACUGUCGAAAUUUUAUUGACAAACCCCGAGAAUUAAGACUGGGUAAAGGUGGUGGGCAAGCACUGACUGAGUACUUCAAAAGGAUGAGAUUGCAGAAUGAUGGUUUUGUUUAUGUGAUUGACGUGGAUGAGGAGUUGAGACUUAGAAAUGUGUUCUGGGCUGACGCACGUAGUAGAGCAGCGUAUGAGUAUUUCGGAGAUGUUAUCACCUUCGAUACGACAUACCUAACAAAUAGAUACGGUAUGCCGUUUGCUCCAUUUGUUGGUGUAAAUCAUCAUGGGCAGUCUAUACUGUUAGGGGCUGCCUUGAUUUCAAGCGAGGACACAAGUACUUUUGUGUGGUUGUUUCAAGCAUGGUUGGAGUGCAUGGAUGGUCGGGCUCCAAAAGCGAUCAUAACAGACCAAGACCGAGCCAUGAAGGCUGCUAUUGCGUUGAAAUUGGGAUCUCAUGCUGCCUUCAACGCAGGGUUAAAGACUGCCAUCCAGAGUGCCUUAUAUGAUUCACAGACAUGUGAUGAGUUUGAGGAGAAGUGGGGGCAACUUAUUCAGAAAUAUGGGCUAGGUGAAAAUCAAUGGCUGCAAGGAUUGUAUAACAAGAGGUCGUUCUGGGUACCCGUGUACCUUAAAGGAGUUUUUUGGGCUGGCAUGAGCACAACACAGCGUUCUGAAAGCAUGAAUGCUUUCUUUGAUGGAUUUGUGCAUUCUGGUACGAUGUUGAAAGAAUUCGUUGAUCAAUUUGAUAAUGCGCUUAGAAAGAAGGUGGAGGUCGAGACAACAGCUGAUUUCAAUUCCUCCAACCAAACCAUCCCAUGUUCAUCUGCGUUCCGCAUUGAAAAGCAGUUUCAAGCAGUGUAUACAAAUGCGAAAUUUAAAGAGGUUCAGAGAGAGGUCUGGGGAAUGAUUUUAUGUAACUGCAUACUUAUCAGUAAGGAGGGUUGCAUUUCCACGUACGAUGUUUUAGAUGAAAUAACGACAGAUGAUGACCAUGUCAAGAGCAUAAAGUACACAGUUUACUUUAACGAUGAGGAGAUUGAUUUGAAAUGCACAUGUGCAUUGUUUGAGAUGAGAGGGAUUGUCUGUAGGCAUGCACUGAACGUUUGUCAGAUGAAUAAGAUUCAUGCGCUACCAGAGAAGUACUUGUUGGAGCGAUGGAGAAAAGACUUAAAGAGGAGAUACACAGUGGUAAAAAGUAGCUACGAUGACUUGCGGCAAAAUGCGGAUUCACGAAGGUAUGAGUUUGUGGUGAAACGAUGUGUGAAAUUAGCUACCCGUGUUUCGUCGAGUGAUGCUCAUGUUACUGCAUUCAUGCGCCAUUUGGAGGAGUUUGAGAAUCAAUUUAAAGGAUUAACACUUGAGUCCAGUUCAACGAAGGUAACAGAGACUGUGGUCACGGACAAGGGUAAGAAAAUAUUAAGCCCACACGUUGUCAGAGGGAAAGGGAGGCCGCCAACAAAAAGGAAGGUUCCGCCUGUUGAGAAGGUUGCGACCAAGCGGAAGAAGAAACAGGUAAUUCAUUUUCUCCAAGUAUUUAUUACGAGCAUUGCUUUCCACUGCAUGCAUAUUUCUUUCUAA